AUGGCGCCUUUGACCCCAUACACAUACAUCCAAUGCCCUUGCUCGGAUCAGACUGUUUUCGGCCCAGGCGGUGCGGCUUCAGACCCUGAGGAGAACGACCAGACAUUUGAUCCAAAAGCCCCGCGGUCAAAUUACAGCUUAUAUCCCCUCGAGUACCUCCUCUACUGCGAAGACUGCCAACAGAUCCGAUGUCCACGAUGCGUAACGGAGGAAUCCGUGACAUAUUAUUGCCCCAAUUGCUUGUUUGAGGUGCCUAGCAGUAACCUGCGCAGCGAAGGCAACAGCAGAUGUACACGAAGUUGCUACCAAUGCCCGGUCUGUGUCGGGCCGCUCCAAGUUGGCGCUAUCCAACCUACCACGGAUGCGAAUCUUCUCCCGACACAGUAUCAAACGAACCCCAGCGGCGGCCCGUAUGCUCUCUUCUGCCAAUACUGCAACUGGACCUCAACCGAGAUCGGUAUCGAAUUCGACCGGCCCAGCGGAAUAUACAAUCAACUCUCCAAGGUGAACAAUGGAGGCCAGCCCAAGCUUACGCUGAGAGAUGUCAAGGAUCGUCGGAAAGACAACCCGGACGAGCCGCCCGUGCCUGACGACCAAGUCGACGCGGAUUUGCAGUUUGCCAACCUGAAGGCCUUUUAUCAGCAACAGCUCUCAGAAUCCAAUACCUCAUUACGCGGGCUUCCAUUACAUGAUGGAUUGGGUUUCUCGUCCCCUGCCGCUCUGACUCGAAUCAUGUCAUUAUAUACUGGCCGUGGUCAUCAGGGCCGCUUGCAACAAGGACCGGCAGAUAUUAUGCGCGAAGCACUCGGCACCAACGACGGUCUCAAAAUCGCCAAUCUGGACGAGUCAAAGGAUAUAAAGAAGCUCAUAGAUGGGGGAUGGGGCGUGACAGCUUCAAUUGAACAGCGAAGCCAGCAGCCCACGGAGCCUGCACGAUUCGAAGACGAGCUUCGGCCAAUUGCAUAUCUUCUUCGAAGCAAACGAUCAAAACGUUGUCCUUCUUGCCGUCACAUUAUAUCCAAACCAGAGGCAAAAGUCGUAUCUACGAGAUUCAAGAUCCGCCUGGUUGCCAAGUCGUACAUACCAACAAUCACAAUUCGGCCGCUCAAUCCCACAGCUACGCCUGUGCCGAUAACAUAUAGGCCCAUGGUCCAGGAAGAAGAACCGCUAAAGCCGCACCAAGCAUAUCAUUUUGUCGUUACUUUCAAGAAUCCUCUUUUCGACAAUAUCAAGGUCACUUUGGCUUCGCCACCAAAAACCCCAGGCCGCUUCUCCAGCAGGGUGACCGUGUUGUGUCCGCAAUUUGAGGUCGAUGCCAACACGGACAUGUGGGAUGAUGCCCUAAAGGAUGACGAAAGGGACCGGAGCCGCAAGGCGGACGAGGGCCCCGAAGUUGGCAAGAUCUGGGAGAAGGGGCGAAACUGGGUGAGCAUAGUACUGGAAGUUAUCCCGGCGUCCUUGCGAAUCGACCAGCUAGAAAAGAAGGGCAACGAGAAGAUUGACACUAGCCCGCUCAAGAAGGGCGAGGAUCUACUUGAGAUCCCCAUGUUUGUUCGCAUGGAGUGGGAGUCUGAAGCGCAGGCCGACAUGGACGGGCCGCCGAGCAAGGACAAGGAAACAAGAGAGAAGAGAGAAUUGGCAUACUGGUGCGUGCUCGGCGUUGGGCGCAUCAGUCACGAAUGA
Trichoderma virens Gv29-8 is the source of this 1683-nucleotide messenger RNA. RefSeq lists its product as uncharacterized. NCBI's taxonomy places the organism in Eukaryota, Fungi, Ascomycota, Sordariomycetes, Hypocreales, Hypocreaceae. The coding region runs from base 1 to 1683 and encodes 560 amino acids. The transcript is spliced from 2 exons. Gene Ontology annotation, cellular component: dynactin complex. The record is from RefSeq and is a predicted model, not a curated record.